Messenger RNA from Malassezia globosa CBS 7966, 822 nucleotides. RefSeq lists its product as uncharacterized. Lineage: Eukaryota; Fungi; Basidiomycota; Malasseziomycetes; Malasseziales; Malasseziaceae. The record is from RefSeq and is a predicted model, not a curated record. The transcript has a single exon. Gene Ontology annotation, biological process: ergosterol biosynthetic process. The coding region runs from base 1 to 822 and encodes 273 amino acids. Gene Ontology annotation, cellular component: endoplasmic reticulum.
AUGGUCAAGCCGCGCACGUCGACAAGCAAGCCGAGGCGCACAUUCAUCGGCGUGGCCAUCCUCGCCACGAUCAUUGCACUUAUUGGAACAAUUAUUACCUAUGUCGAAGCAAAUUUGCGUCAGUUUUUUAUUUUUGAUCAGCCAAAAUUAGAAGCAAUUGCCAAAAAUGCAGUAGCGAAGCAUGGCGAUGCGGCUGACAUGAUCUUUGAGGAGAUCGUGGGUGAACUCCAGAAGGAUCCCAAGAUUGCACCGAUGCUGAACAGAAACUCAUUCCGAGAUCCCAAUGAAUGGGUAUUCAACAAUGCAGGUGGCGCCAUGGGUUCCAUGUACAUCAUCCACGCGUCUAUCACUGAAUACUUGAUUUUCUUUGGCACACCUAUCGGUACGGAAGGUCACACUGGCCGUCAUACUGCAGAUGACUACUUCCACAUUCUUUAUGGUGAGCAGCUUGCAUUCCGUGCCGGUGAUUUGAGUGCUGAGCGGUACCCAGCCGGAUCGAUGCAUCAUUUGAAACGAGGUGAGGUGAAGCAAUACAUGAUGCCAGAGUCAGGAUGCUGGGCGCUGGAGCUCGCGCAAGGCUGGGUUCCACCAAUGCUUCCUUUUGGCAUGGCUGACUCCUUAUUUUCGACACUCGAUCUUCGUACAUUCGGACGCACAUGUGUGAUCACGGCGCGGGAGAUGAUUCUAAACCUUCUUCGUGGUAUGUAUUUUUCACAAAUAUAUCGGGUCGUCUCUGACUCUAUAUUACAGGCAAGUUUUGAAAGGAGAUAUGACUAUCCAUACACAGCAUGUCGGCUCUUUUCCCGGAUCCGGUUUCCAUAG